GCCAAUUUAUUAGACAGCUUCAAAAAUUUUGUUUUCUGUGGGAAAUUUUUAAGGCGGUGCUGCCUGAAAAAAAAAGUGGCAUCCAACUUUACUAUAAAUAAUUUCAUAAUCUUUUAAACUUAUAGAAUCAAAUUCCUAAAAAUCCCUGCUUUGUUACUUUCUUUCCUAUGUCUAUGCCGUCUUAAGCUCCUAUAAUAUAUUAUUUUCUCUCUAAAAUUAUAUAUAUUUUUAGUCAAGAACUAAAAUAAUAAAAUUGGUUUCUCUUUUGUUUCCUUUUUACUCCCCCCCAAACUUGCUAAGCUUUCAACUUUCAAUCAAGCUUCAAUUUUUGUCCUCUCUCUCAGAGAAUUGAAGACUAGGGAAGUUAAGAUGUCGACUAUGGGAAAUUCGACAAAUAUAUUUUGGCAAGAAUCGCCUGUUGGGAAGCUUGAGAGACAGAAGCUACUUAACCAAAAGGGUUGUGUCGUAUGGAUCACUGGUCUUAGCGGAUCAGGUAAAAGCACACUUGCAUGUUCACUAAGUAGGGAACUUCAUACAAGAGGCAAGCUAUCCUACAUACUUGAUGGGGACAACGUUCGACAUGGAUUAAACAAGGAUCUUGGUUUCAAGGCUGAAGAUCGAACAGAAAAUAUUCGCAGGGUUGGUGAAGUGGCAAAGCUCUUUGCAGAUGCUGGUUUAAUCUGCAUUGCCAGUCUAAUAUCUCCAUAUAGGAAAGACCGUGAUGCAUGCCGAGCAAUGUUGCCGGAUGCUUUUAUCGAGGUUUUCAUGAACAUGCCCCUAGCAUUAUGUGAAGAGCGAGAUCCGAAAGGUCUUUACAAGCUUGCCCGUGCUGGAAAGAUUAAAGGUUUUACUGGCAUAGAUGAUCCUUACGAACCACCUUUGAACUGUGAGAUAGAACUAAAUCAGAAAGAUGGAGUUUGUCCCACACCUAGUGCCAUGGCUGAGGAAGUAGUUACUUACUUGGAGGACAAAGGAUAUCUGCAAGAUUAGCGACCAAUUCUCGGUUGUCAUGGUCGAGCCUCGGUUGUCAUGGUCGAGCAUUCUCAAUCGAGUUCAAUUGCCCGCCAACUUUGUAUUCCUUUCGUCCCAAGUAAUUGUUAUCUUUUAAGUGGACAGGGUUUUCAAGUUAGUGGGCACAUCAAGGUCACUAACAACUCCAUUGUUUUACUGGAAAUUACGGAUUGAGGUCAUUGGAUUUAUUACUUGUAUUCUGGAUAUUUAUGAAUGAACACCACUCGUGUCUCAGUUUGAACUUCUUAUAUUUACAACAUUCUAGUCUUUAAA
This is a messenger RNA of Gossypium arboreum, 1284 nucleotides long. Its product is annotated as adenylyl-sulfate kinase 3. Gene Ontology annotation, biological process: sulfate assimilation. The transcript has 7 exons. The record is from RefSeq and is a predicted model, not a curated record. Bases 370 to 990 code for a protein of 206 amino acids. NCBI's taxonomy places the organism in Eukaryota, Viridiplantae, Streptophyta, Magnoliopsida, Malvales, Malvaceae. Gene Ontology annotation, molecular function: adenylylsulfate kinase activity; ATP binding.